Messenger RNA from Hemicordylus capensis (graceful crag lizard), 4408 nucleotides. RefSeq names its product immunoglobulin superfamily member 1-like. The coding region runs from base 110 to 4210 and encodes 1366 amino acids. The record is from RefSeq and is a predicted model, not a curated record. Lineage: Eukaryota; Metazoa; Chordata; Lepidosauria; Squamata; Cordylidae. The transcript is spliced from 20 exons.
UGACAGGGUGGCAGUUCUGGGAAGCAACGUCACGAUUCACUGCUGGGCCAAAGUUCCAGUCGAGUGGUUCCUUCUUCAUAACCCUAGAGGUCAAAUUACGCUACAUUCAAUGAAGCCAGAGGAGGAUCUAGCAACAUUCACUAUCAGCAACGUGGUCUUGGAGCACAGGGGAAGCUACCGUUGCAGCUACAGACCCCUGUCAGAGCUUUUCAACAUCUCGGAGACCAGCAAUGAUCUGAAGCUAUUGGUGUUAGAUCCCAGGUUGCCCAGACCUACCAUCUCCAUCAGUCCCAGUAGGCUGGUUGUCUUUGGAGAACAAGUCACUAUUUGUUGUAAAACUGACGAUGGACCUGCAAAGUUCUAUCUUCACAAGGAUGGAGACCAAACAGCAACAUGGCCCAUGAAGUCUAACUUUGAUGAGGGCCAUUUUCCCAUUAGCGAUAUCAGCUGGGAGCACCUCACGAACUACAGUUGCAGCUAUGCACUUUCAGAAAGACCUUUUCUGUUCUCAGCACCCAGUGACCCCGUGGAGCUCCUGAUAUCAGAGACUCAAACUCCAGAUUACACCAAGAUCAACAUCAUUUGCUUUACCAUAGGAGGUCUGAUCCUUCUCCUCCUUGCAUAUAUCAUGAUUCGAGAUACGUUUUUUGAAGGGAACAUGGAAUCAAGGUUUCUCUCUAGCUCCGGAGGAAAUGGUCAUCAAAGGCGUCUUCCUGCUCCUUCACUUGACAUGAAAACUACUUGCCGCCAUUGUCUCAGUUGGCUAGAAAGUACCACCAUUGAAUUUGUCUGCGAUAGUCACCUUUCCGCAUGGACAUUGCAUUUCUACCUGGAGAAAGAUGGCCAGAACAUAAGAAAUGCCACUAACCAGGUCAAUGGAAAAGUGACUUUUGUCAUCACUAAUCUGAGCAGGAAGCACGGAGGGAACUACACCUGUUACUAUUCUGACUCAGAGCUGUCCUUGUCAUACCACAGUAAGUCUGUGAAGGUGCUGGGACAAGAUCAUGCUUUACCCAGACCCAAUAUCUCUCUGAGCCCUAGCAACGUGGCAUUUCCAGGGAACAACAUUACCAUUCAGUGCUAUGGGAAUUAUCUGAGCAAGAAGAAGUUCUAUCUUUAUCACAGUGAUGCAUAUAUGGUGAUGAAGUUGGAAGCAGAAUCAGCCAUGACACAUGAUGCAAUUGCCACAUUCACCAUCUUCAAUGUGAAAAUGGAUAAUAGGGGGAGAUACAGUUGCAGAUACAACCCCCUGUCAGGGUUUUCCAUUUCCCGCCUGAGCAAUCAAGUGGAGCUGUUUGUAGUAGAACAUAAAUUUGAGAAACCCACCAUCUCCCUGCAGCCCCUGGAAGUGGUUGACCUUGGGGGAAAUAUCACCAUCCACUGCAGGAGCAAAAGCAAAGCCACAGUCUUCUAUUUUCAAAAGUCUGCGAACCCUGUGCCUCCUCUUUUCAUGGUGACUAGAAGAACUAAGGACAACUUUCUCCUCAUCAACAAUGCAAGCUGGCAGCACAGAGGGAGUUACCAGUGCAGUUACAGCCUCAGUGGAAAUGUUUAUGAUCUCUCAGAGCCCAGUGACCCUGUGGAGCUUCUGAUUGCAGAUCCUGGUCUACCCAGGCCCAACAUCUCCCUGAGCCCCGACAGGGUGGCAGUUCUGGGAAGCAACAUCACCAUUCAGUGCUGGGCCAAAGUUCCAAUCCAGAGGUUCCUUCUUCAUAACCCUAGAGGUCAAAUUAUGCUAUAUUCAAUGAAGCCAGAGGAGGAUCAAGCAACAUUCAGUAUCAGCAACGUUGCCUUGGAGCAUGGGGGAAGCUACCGUUGCAGCUACAGACCCCUGUCAGAGCUUUUUGUCAUCUCGCAGACCAGCAAUGAUAUGAAGCUGUUUGUGUUAGGUCCCAGCUUACCCAGACCUGCCAUCUCCAUCAGCCCCAGUGGGUUAGUGGCCCUUGGUGGGCAAGUCACUAUUCAUUGUCAAUGUGAAGAUGGACCUGUCAACUUUUAUCUCAUUAAGGCUGGAGACCCAACAGCAAUGUGGCCCAUGAGGUUUGAUGGUCAUAAUGGUGGAGUUUCCAUUCGCAAUCUCAGCUUGGAGCACCUCGGGUACUAUCACUGCAGCUAUGCAUUUUUAGAAAGACCUUUUCAGAUCUCAGAAUUCAGUGACCCUGUGGAGCUUCUGGUAUCAGAUGCAGACUUAGCCAGACCCAACAUCUCUCAGAGUCCUAGAGGGCCGAUUCCACCAGGAGAAAAUGUGACCUUCCAGUGUCAAGGCCAAGGCAGAAGGUUCUCCCUUUAUAAGCAUGGAGAUCAGAUUGCAUUACAGUCUGUGGAAGUAUCUGGAGAUAAGGUUGAGUUCCUCUUGAAUAAUGUAAGCAAGGAAGAUGGAGGGAUCUACAGCUGCAGAUACAACUUGUUGGAUCCCUAUGUCUUCUCAAAAUCGAGUAACAUUCUGGAACUUCAAGUGCUAGAUCUCAGCUUGCCCAGACCUGUGAUCUCCAUUAGUCCCCAUGGGUCGGUUACCUUUGGGGGACAAGUCGAUUUCCAUUGUGAAAGUCAAGAUGGACCAGCAAAGUUCUAUCUGCAUCAGGCUGGAAACACAAGACCGAAGUGGUCUAUGGAGGCUGAUUUUGAUGAGGGCAAUCUUUCCUUUAGAAACGUCGGCUGGGAGCAUGAAGGAAACUACAGCUGCAGCUAUGCACUUUUAGAAAGUCCUUUUCUAUUUUCAGCUCCAAGUGACCCUCUGAAACUUCUGAUAUCAGAUUACACCCAGAUCAACACUAUCCGCUUUGCCAUAGGAAUUCUGAUCCUCCUCCUCCUCUUCCUCCUCACAUAUAUAGUGAUUAGGGAUCAGCACUUCAGACAGGAACAUGGACUUAAGUUCUCCAGGCAUCUUUCAGAAGGAGAAGACAGACUGCUGAUCUUGAACUCAGGAGGAAAUGCUGUGCUGAGGAAAACUCUCCCAGCUCCCUCUAUUUACAUAUACAAUGACGGGAUCUUGCUGGGAAGAAACACCACCAUCCUCUGCAGGAGUCAUUUCCUCUGGAUGGGCCGGGAUUUCUAUCUGGAGAAAGAUGGUCAGAAUGUACGCAAUGCCACAAACCAAGUCAGCAGAGAAGUCACUUUUGUCAUCACGAAUGUGAGCAGGGAGGAUGGAGGCGUCUACAGCUGUUACUAUUCUGACUCAAGCCUGUUCUGGUCAAAUCGUAGUAAACUUGUGGAACUGCUGAUCAUAGAUCCCAGCUUGCCCACACCCAGCAUCUCCCUGCGCUCCAUAGAGAUGCUUGCCCUUGGGGAAAAUAUCACUUUCCAUUGCGAAAGCCCAGUUGAGACCACAGAGUUCCUUCUCCAAAAGGCUGGAGACCAGAUGACUCAGCAGCUGAUCUACACCAAUGAGACCACGGCCACAUUCACCAUCAGAAAUGCAAGCAGAGAGCAGGGAGGGCUGUUUGGUUGCAUGUAUCGUGCCUAUUCAUCAGAUUUUCUUUUCUCACAGCCCAGUGCAGCCAAAGAGUUGCUGAUAUUAGAUCCUGAUCUACCCAGGCCCAAUAUCUCCCUUAGCCCUAACAGGGUGGCAGUUCUGGGGAGCAACGUCACCAUCCAGUGCUGGGCCAAAGGCCCGAUCCAGAGGUUCUUUCUCCAUCAGCCUGGAGGUCAAAUUACAUCACAUUCGGUGGAGCCAGAGGGGGACAUGCUGAACUUCACCAUCAGCAACGUGGUCCUGGAGCACAGAGGAAGCUACCGCUGCAGCUACAGACCCCUGUCAGAGUUUCUCGUCACCUCAGAGACCAGCUAUGAUGAUGUGAAGCUGUUUGUAUUAGAUCCCAGUUUACCCAGACCUGCCAUUUCCAUCAGCCCCAGUGGAUCCGUUGCCCUUGGGGGACAAGUCCAGUUCCGGUGUGAAAUUCAAGAUGGACCCGCCAAGUUCUAUCUUCACAAGGAUGGAGAUCAAACAGCAGAGAGGCCCAUGAGGUCUGACUACGAUGUGGGUGAAUUUUCCAUUAGCAACAUCAGCUGGGAGCACCAAGGAAACUACAGCUGCAGCUAUACAUUUUUAGAAAGAAACAGGAUUUUGCCUCUGUUCUCGGCACCCAGUGACCCCUUGGAGCUUCUGGUAUUAGAGACAGAUUACACCCAGGGCAACAUCAUCCGCUUUUCCAUAGGAGGUCUAAUUCUUCUUCUUCUCGCAUAUACCAUGAUUCUGGAUCAGUCCUUCUGAAGGAAAGAUGGACUCAAGUUUUCCAAGUGCAUUACUGAGGGAGAAGACAAAUUCUACAGAGCAAACUCAAAGUGUAUCCCGUCUGCGUGGACCUCUUCUUUUUCAGGUUCAAAUGCUGAACAAUUAGAAAUGGAUUUAAAUGCCCUUAGUUAGUCAGUCAUCUGCCUCUUCACUGAUCAAUCGUUUAAUUGAUUUGUU